Molecule: messenger RNA, 1537 nt
Organism: Phragmites australis (common reed)
Lineage: Eukaryota; Viridiplantae; Streptophyta; Magnoliopsida; Poales; Poaceae
Product: rhodanese-like/PpiC domain-containing protein 12, chloroplastic
Exons: 8
Coding region: 37-1356 (439 amino acids)
Molecular function (GO): peptidyl-prolyl cis-trans isomerase activity
Source: RefSeq, a predicted model, not a curated record
CGGGGAUUACAACGUGAUCUGACCUGGGGCACGAACAUGCGCGGCGAAUGCGGCCGCGGGGGGCUCCCCGGCGGUGACCCUCCCCGGCCGCCGCCUCCGACGUAUGACGCGCGGUUGCCGCCGCGGGAGCCCUCGUCCAUGUCGGCGUCGGCGAUGUCGUCCACCCUGCCGCUCGCGUUGCCCAUCUCCAACGUCCACGCACGCAGGAGGCGCAGCGGAAUCGCCAGUCGCGAUGUGUGCCGCCCCUGCUAUCGCGGUGGUGCUGGUGCGGAACGGGAGUGCGGGCGCGUCAGGAGGAGGAAGGAGAGGAGCCCACAAAAGCUAAUGGCCCACGAAGAAACAGAGCCCGGCCUUCUUCUUCCUCCUCCUCCUCGCCCACAAGUCCAACCGAACGAAAGCCAGACCAUCCAACUCCCAACAAAUCCUUCCCCCUUCCUCGGCACGGCAGCGACAGCGAGCGAGCGACCAGCCAUGCUUGGUCUUCGAGCCCGCGCUGCGGCGCGGCUUCCGUGCCCCUCGCCAUCUCCCUACUCGGCUGCCACGGCCAGGUUCACGCGCCUCUCCCCCCUCGCGCCUCUGUCGUCUGCAUCGCCGCCGCCGAGGACUCCGCGGCCCUCCCUCUCCACCAGGUGGCGCCUGCCCAUGCGUCCCGGGGGCACUGGCAGCUACUCCAGGCCGACUACCAGGGUUUUUUGCACUGCUGCCAGCAGUCCACCGAGAGAGGGGAAGGAGUUGCUAGUUCAGCAUCUGCUUGUUGGUGAAAAGGAUGUCAGGCUUUUGGUCGAUCUUGAAAAGAGCAUCAUCGCAGGAGGGGCAGACUUGAGUGAUUUAGCUGUCGUGCAUUCCUUGUGUCCAUCAAAAGAAAAUGGUGGUAUGCUUGGGUGGGUUCGAAGGGGACAGAUGGUACCAGAAUUUGAGGAAGCAGCAUUUGGUGCUCCUUUGAACAAAGUAGUGCGAUGUACGACAAAAUUUGGAUGGCAUUUAUUGCAAGUUCUCGCUGAGAGGGAUCAAUGCAUACUGCAAGACAUUGAACCAGAGGAGCUUCACACAAAAAUGCAAGAUCCUAGUUUUGUUGAAGAAGCUCAAUUGAUUGAUGUUCGGGAGCCUGAUGAAGUGGCUAAAGCUUCCCUCCCGGGCUUUAAAGUUCUACCCCUACGCCAAUUUGGGACCUGGGGACCAGUUAUGACAGAUGAAUUUAAUCCUCAGAAGGACACUUAUGUUCUGUGCCACCAUGGCAUGCGCUCAAUGCAGGUGGCUAAAUGGCUGCAGUCUCAGGGUUUCGGAAAAGUCUAUAAUGUCACGGGUGGAAUUCACGCCUACGCCGUUAAAGCCGACUCCUCCGUCCCGACUUACUAGCAGUGAUAGCCAAUCCGUCGCUGGAGACUGUUUAAAAGCAUGCUCAAUUUGGCAAUGGUUUUGACGGAUGCCAGAAUUCAGAUCUCAAUUUUAUUUCUGGAACUGCUUGAGGCAUUUUUGAGAAAAUGUAUGCAUACGACUAUUUUUCUGAAAAUAGAUAAAUACAUGAGAAAUUGCCUUU